AUGCACUUCGGGUGUCAGUUAGCUGGCAGUCGCAUUGACGCCAGUGGAGAAGACAAGGGAUAUCGGGAUAGCCAUCUACGACUCGCUUUCUGUCCUCCGCCUGCCACAAAAGCUGUUCAAAGGUACCACUUUCAUCUUGUCACAAUCUGCCGUAACUCCGCCCUUAGACGUUCCUGAAAUUUUGACGUCCUCCCUAGCGAUCUUCCCCCGCAGCGAUUUUACCUCCUUCAUUAACCGCAAUCACAGCUACAAAAAAUUCGACGAAUCAUAUGAGUUAGGUGCCUAAUCUGUUGCCGAUUACUGGUGGUUGAAAUGUGUGGCUUGAAUAACAUGCGGAGAGGGGAUAAAACGCGCCAAUAAUUGACAGCCAGGCUUAUUGUGGCAUCUCUGAUGUCACUUUGUUUCUUUUGCUACUAACUGUUUGUUAGUAACCAGACUUUACUCAUUACGCAUACCUUUGUUUCUGUAUCCCUAUUCGUCGGUCCUCGUCGUUCCAUGCUCACCGUUCUUUGUUGCCGUUCGCUUUUAAACCGACCACCACACUUUGGCGUCAUUCACUGACUACUCGUCUAGUCACCUCGAGUUUGCGUCCACUUUUCAAUGUAUUCCUCGUCUUAUUAACUCUAUCCUGCUUUGCUAAUCUUACUGCUAUAGCACCACAAAGAAUAACCGAGUUAUCUAGACUGUCUUCUGACAUAGCUUUGGCCUCGGGGGAGUCUAUUCCGGUGAAGAAACUAGCACUGAAUCGAUAAAAUCUAAAUAAUACUAACGCUCACCACAUAUGGGUUCUGGAUGAACUCUUAAAACGGGCUACACACUAAAUUAGGGCAUGCGUUAACCAGGUGGCGCAGUGUCUUCGAAUCCAAUGACAAAAAACCAUAGGGUGUAGUGGUACACAAGGAAGCAGGCCUCAAGCAGCGCCGAUCCAGACAACUGACCGUCUUGGAACUCGUAAUGUUGUAUUGGGAUGGAAGGGAGUGAGAUUAGCUAUGGAACCCAUUCCGACACCAAUUCAGCGCGUUCCUCAGAAUAAGAAUAUCGACGGCAUUACAUUUAUCAUGACGCGCUAAAAUUCGUGACUUCGAAGGCUGUCGACUGACUGGACGACGCAGAUCCGUCAGGAAGGAGAGUCAGGCAAAACGACUCUCAUUUACUCUUGUCCCGUGUUCCGAUUUAGGAAUAGUGAAGUUUUGCGUUUCCAGAAACCCCGACACAAGCUCAAUCAGAUGAUUAGAUGGGCUUCUGCCAAGUUUCUAACUGUGUCUCCCAGAUACACUUUACAUUCGGCCGAAUGUACUUUUGAGCACAAUGCGAAAUUCAGAAGACUAAUUGAUGAGCUUACGUUGGCCUUCAAAAAAUUCUUGUCACGUCCGUAAAUUUAUAUGUGAACGGCGUCAAGCAAAACAUGAAGGCGAAGGUUCCAGUUCCAGGUGUAUGUAUAAGUGAAGGAGAAGGGAGGUUGAGCACCGGGACAUUCUGUUUAUUGUUCUGAGUCUUCGAACCCGUGCUGGAGUCCGUCAUCAGAUAUAGAAUCAACAACAGAACGAGCCCUGACAGAACCGAGAUGUCUGAACGUUCUACACCCUCUCCUCCCAUGACUACUGUUCACUGACUGUUUUGACUUUUGCUGCUCUUCUCUAACUUAUAUUACUAUACAGGCCUGAGGAUGAAUAAUCGAAAGCGCACGUUCACCGAACGGGACUUCUGCAAUGAUUGCAUGGGUAUCCCCGUAGAACUUCUCACUUUUUUAGGGUUGCGGAAAUUCCCAGUGCAGUAUUUAGACUUGCUGACCGUCACACGUUUGCUUUAAAUAAAUUCUCCUCGGGCUAAUGCCUUUGUAAGGGGAGGGGACCAAGUAGAACAUUUCAACGAUUUAAGCGAUUUUCGUAGCCCGAUAGCGGCCACUGCUGCUGCUGCUGCUACUGCUGCUGCUGCUGCUGCUGCUGCUACUACUGCUGCUGCUGCUGCUGCUGCUGCUGCUGCUGCUGCUGCUGCUGCUGCUGCUGCUGCUGCUGCUGCUGCUGCUGCUGCUGCUGCUGCUGCUGCUGCUGCUGCUGCUGCUGCUGCUGCUGCUGCUGCUGCUGCUGCUGCUGCUGCUGCUGCUGCUGCUAAUAGAGGACGGUACAGUAGCUUAGCGUAG
Molecule: messenger RNA, 2140 nt
Organism: Spirometra erinaceieuropaei
Lineage: Eukaryota; Metazoa; Platyhelminthes; Cestoda; Diphyllobothriidea; Diphyllobothriidae
Source: the annotation of a GenBank genome assembly